AUGCAAGAGCUGCUAGGCGGGUGGCUUCAACCCACACAGGAAGAGAAGGAGACUUUACUAAGGCAAGGUACACGGGACCUGGCCCGGUUAGCCGACCAGGCCAUUUGUUGGAGGGACGAUAAUACACUGCAGAUCAGGCUUUACGAGGAACUUCCUCGUUGGCAACGGGAGUGGUCGACUGAAGCUAAGACAUUCUGGCCCACAUACCUGUAUCGCAGUAACCCAUGGAUUCGAGAAGCAAACGGGGGCAUGCUGACAGCCAAGAAAUAUAACCGGACCCGCGUUUGCACGCUACAGGAGUUGCACAUUCAGCGAAUAGGACUGGCGGCGUAUACGCUCCGGAUUUCAUUGACCAGGCUUCGGCAACCACCGAAUCUGCACUAUCAUUACCAUUGGAAAGUCCUAGACACUAAACUCGUCGAACGGGUCCCAGAAGGAACCGACGGCACCGACGGAGGAUAUUUUAUCCUAAAACCAGAACCGAACGGCGUUCACUGGGCUAUCCAACAAGCGUAUACCCCAACACCCAAGAUGGCCGACGAAUACGAUGAAUUAGCAGCGGGUAGAAGAGGGUUGGUGUUUCAAGCUCACCCCUUGUUCCACCGCUUCCCUUGGAAACUGUGUCAAACUGCAAUGUCUUGUCUGCAAUCAAGAAACUACCAUUCAAAGCGUUCAAGCAAGAACUAG
This is a messenger RNA of Phytophthora sojae, 687 nucleotides long. RefSeq lists its product as hypothetical. The transcript is spliced from 4 exons. The coding region runs from base 1 to 687 and encodes 228 amino acids. The record is from RefSeq and is a predicted model, not a curated record. Lineage: Eukaryota; Oomycota; Peronosporomycetes; Peronosporales; Peronosporaceae.